Molecule: messenger RNA, 1584 nt
Organism: Moneuplotes crassus
Lineage: Eukaryota; Ciliophora; Spirotrichea; Euplotida; Euplotidae
Source: the annotation of a GenBank genome assembly
UUUUACAUAAUUAGAAUAAUAAUUAUGGACAAGGCGAAGCCUUCCAAGCUUAACAUGGAUAUUAGAGCGAUCAUCAAGAAAGAUAGGAAGGCAUUUAGGCCUUCCAAGAAGUUUAAUGCAGAAGAGAAUAGCACGAAUGCCCAGAAAAGUUAUCAUAAUAUGAUAAAAAGCCAUUUUAAGAAUAAGAGUCAGCCGUCAUUCCAUUCGAAUUCUCAAGGAAACAUACAUGAGUCCGGAGGUUCCUAAAUUUUAUACCAACCCAAAAGUUGGUAUGAAAUAUUUCAAGUUUACCAAAAAUGAGAAGCAGUCUACACAAAUUAAAACUAAAAUGAAUAUGAAUCAACAAAAUAUGGGUAUCAAUAGGAGCAAGUACAUCAAGAUCUUCAGCAAGAAUGCAGUCGCUAAGAUGAAAAGAAGGCAGGAACGUAGAAGUCUCUUUGAUGCCAUGAAUCAUCACAGAAGUCAGGAAAUUAAAGAAUACCAAAAUUCAGAGCUUUUGGAGACAGUUCAAGAAAUCCAAAGGCAACGGCAGUGGCAAAAAGAGAACAAACAAAAGAGAUCUGAAAGUCCAUCUCUUAAGAAAAACAAUAGUUUCAAUACUUUUGAGGUCCAGAAGCCUCCAAAGAGCAGAGUUGUAUAUCAAAGGGUGAAGGAUAUCCCUCGCCAACUUGGAGUUGAUAUACCAAGAAGCCAUCCAAGGCUUCCAAGAUGAUGUCAAAAUUCAACUACAAUGACACGUUCAUGUCGAUUAGUUGAGAUGAGUCAAAAGCAGGUUUGCUUAACAUCAAUCCGAAGACGACUGUGAAUAAUUUUCGUCCACAGUAUAGACCGAGCCAGCAAUUUGAAGAGUAUCAGUAAAAAUAUGAGGCAGAUUAAGGCCAGUCCAUCACUCAGAUCCAAUUCUUUGGGAACUAGUCUAUGCAAGCUAAAGAAGAAAUAUGAGGGAUCUAAGGAGAAUUAUACCUCAAUCUUUAAGCCUUCACAUUCAAAUAUAAUGAUUGAGGGUUCACAUUUAAACAAAGCAACUUGUUCUAAGCAUGAAUGAUCAAAUAACAGACAUCAAUCAACAACUAAUUUUGAAAGUAAAGUAUCACCAAUCAAGAUCUCCAUUAAUAUCUGAGGAGAUGUAAAAUUUGAUAAUAUGCCAGCAAGCACAUAUAACAAUGGGCUGAAACAAAAUUGUACUGAUGAUUUUUCAUGCUCAAACACUCUUCAACCAUAUUCAGGACUUGAAAUUAACAAGAGUUCCAAAAGCAAGCGGUCAGUCUCAUCGACCUUCAGUGAUGCCAAAAGGCGUCCUCGGGACUCUCUAAAUCCGAGGGCAGCCCAAACACUGGAGAAGAGUAGUGGCCUUAUUAAGAUAGACAACCAUUUUUACCAAGUGCCGAUCAACCUUGAGCUAGGAACACUCGGAUUUAAGGAAAAACCUCUCAGUAGGGGAUGGAGAGUCGGUAAGGAUUGCAACAGAGAAAGUCAUGGUAGUUAUGUAUGAGAGACUGACAAGGAUAAGGCUCUUCGUUCAGGCCUUGUGUUGAAAUCUCGUAAGGCUAAACAACAUAAGAGAAGAUAACUUUCAAUCAAGCA